Messenger RNA from Mandrillus leucophaeus (drill), 736 nucleotides. RefSeq names its product putative tRNA pseudouridine synthase Pus10. The transcript is spliced from 4 exons. The annotation marks the transcript as partial. Gene Ontology annotation, biological process: tRNA pseudouridine synthesis. Lineage: Eukaryota; Metazoa; Chordata; Mammalia; Primates; Cercopithecidae. Gene Ontology annotation, molecular function: pseudouridine synthase activity. The record is from RefSeq and is a predicted model, not a curated record.
GAGACUUUGUUCCCUACCGAUGCCGUGGCUGGACAAAUGCCUCUGUCAACUGCUACAAACCCAAAGUCUAUGCUCUAAAGAUAGUGAAGCCGUUCUGUCAAAGUGAAAACAGAAGGGGUAGGUAGGAAGCCGCCCCGCUUUCUUUCAAGCACAGAGACCCAGAGAGACGCCCAGGAGCUCCCAAAAAAAACGUUGGUGCUUAAGAGUUGCCGGGGGUCAGAAACAGCUGUGAGACACUGAAAAAUCCCCACUGUUAUAAUUAUUCAGUAUGUUCCCACUGACUGAGGAAAACAAGCAUGUGGCCCAGUUGUUGCUCAGUACUGGUACUUGUCCAAGAUGUAUCUUCAGAUUCUGUGGUGUGGAUUUUCAUGCACCUUACAAACUUCCAUACAAGGAGUUGCUCAAUGAACUACAGAAAUUUCUGGAAACUGAAAAAGAUGAAUUAAUUUUGGAAGUUAUGAACCCACCUCCCAAGAAAAUUCGACUGCAAGAACUGGAAGAUAGUAUUGAUAAUCUAAGUCAAAAUGGAGAGGGAAGGAUCUCUGUUAGUCAAGAUGGAGGCAUUGCUUCCAAGAACUCAAAUUUAAAUGUAUGUAAUGUAUGCCUAGGAAUUCUUCAAGAAUUCUGUGAGAAAGAUUUUGUUAAAAAGGUGUGCCAAAAGGUUGAAGCCUCUGGGUUUGAAUUCACCAGCUUGGUAUUUUCAGUCUCCUUCCCACCACAACUAUCUGUAAGAGAG